CCAGCUUGAUCAAUCAACCAAGCUCCAACGAACAACGCUCAAGCCCAACUCACUUUUCGACUCAUCUUUUUUUUCUUCGUUUAUUAUUAUUUGAUAUAUUUUUAUUUUAUUUUUAUUUUCCUUUUCUUUUUUUAUUUGAACAUAGUUGUCGUGGAUAUUUGUGCUGCAGUCGCCCUGAUACUUACAAACGGUUACAGUGGACAUAGCUAGACCAUACUAUAAUUGUUUGAAGUCAUCGCCUUUCAUUUUAUUUUAUACAAUACUACGGGUCUAUUUGAGCCGACGUGGGUGAGAGGGCAGCUGGGAAAAGAGAAAGAAAGGGGGGAAGAAAAAAGUAGCGAAGGGAUCAAGCGAAGGUCGGGCAAGGAAAGGAGAAGAGAGAAGAAGGAUAUUGAGAAGGAGAUAUUUAGUUUGUCAGAACGGUGGUGUUUGCUGUAUCCUUUCUGCCCGAGAGAUAAAGUUUGGUGAUGGCAGCUCCGCCUUUAGGCAUCCCCCGAAGAGAAGGGGCUCCGCUCGAUUUAAAAAGCUAUGUUCUCGGCUUCACGAAAUUCCGGGAGGAGAACCCGAAUCUUUCGCCCGGUGAAUGUGCGGAUGUGUUUUGUGGGGCAGCGACUGGGGAGCACGGUGCUGUCCCAGUUCAGGAUGAAUCUGCGGGUAGUGAUUUGAGAGCUGUCACCCAAAAGGCAGGUUCAUGUCCAGGAGGGUCUCAAUCGUUGACAUCUCCUAUUGAGAGCCAGCGAAUGUCUCAUUCUAACUCGACAUCUUCAUAUUUUGGAACAGCUCCCACAACGCAGCAGACUUUUGCCUUCAUGUCUGGCCGGUCUCCCCACCAGUAUCAGGUCUCGAAUUCAGUAACAUGUCGCCCUGGCUACCACGAGACCGCGCCGCCCCCAAAAGCCUCACAGCAUAUGUCCUUUGACGAUAUUAAAUCAAUGGUCCUCCAGAUGGGUGGCGGCGGGGACCUCGCUCUCACUGAUUAUCUCAGCCAGAACGAUAGCUCCGAGCCGUUCCCACUAGCACGGCGUUCGGUUAGUGGCGCUGCCCAGACCUUCUGCGAUGAUUCGAUCGACAAAGACUACUCUUUCAGCAUAGACGGUUCGCCGGGCAUAUGCGCACCUCCUAUGCAGCCUCAGUUAUCUAACCCCACCUCUAGGUGCUCUACCGGAGGCGACGAGAGCUACCUUGAGAGCCCGGGGUUGCUCUCCCAUCCGAUGACUCGCCAUUCCCGAAGCCAUUCAAAUGCUUCCCACAUGAGCCGGAGUUCUCACUUUUCAUCUCAGGGAGAGUCUGGGUCUCCCACCGAUCGAUUUCCCUACAUGCAAAAUUCCGGGACUCCCAUGAGCCGUCAGGCGAGUAACGCUAGUUUGACACAUGGAGCAAUGAUGCUCAGGCUCUCGUCAUCCACCGGGAACUCUACAUCUGGGAACGGUGGUGGGGAUUACGACGCUUUUUUUGGCCGAGGGGACAUGGACACGAUGCUCAAUGGUGUUGGACUUUUCGCAAGCGACGCCGAACUCUCAUCGUCGUUGGGCAAGGCUACCGGGCAACACAUGCUGAAAAGGGCCUCGAGCACGAGUGUGGAAGAUCUUGAUCACUCACUGGCCAUCGCAGUAGAACACGAGAUGCGAAGGGAUCCAUCGACCGCAUCGGAGAGCGUAAAGUCACGGAAGCCCAAGCGUGUGAAGGAGGGCGCGGAGCCCACGGCUGCUGUUCAAAAUGAGGGGGUUUCCACCACGAUCGCUACAGGACCUGGAGUCCCAGAAAAAGAAAAGCAAGGACGUCAGGCCCAACGCAAAGGGGGCUCAGGAUCAUCCGCUAAUCGCCAGGGUUCAACCACUACCGAUAAAGCAACUCAGCGAGAAUCCAACGAUAAGAUGGAGACGACCGGGAGCCUCCCUACUGGUGGCCGAGUGCUGGCAGCGUCUAAACCAGGAAAAUCUGGCCCCAAAUACACCGCGGUAUCGACCACCAAGCCUUGCUACGUCCGACCCCCGCAUCCGAGGGUGCACUGCAAGUUCUGCAAUGAAUGCCCCGACGGAUUCAGAGGCGAUCACGAGCUCCGCCGUCAUGUGGAGCGUGAACACGCCCCCACUCGCAAAAUGUUCGUUAUCAAGGACAUCUCCGAAGAUGGUCAGUUUCUGGCUAAAUGCAAGGCGUGUCAAUCCGGGAAAAGGUAUGGAGUCGACUACAAUGCUGCGGCGCAUCUCAGGCGGCAGCACUUCACCAAAAAAGAUGAGAAGAAAAAGAAGUUGCCAUUUGACAGUUCUGCCCCUGAAAUGGCAGACUUGCGGAAGUGGAUUGAAGAAGUCCAAGUGGUAGUAGACGAUGACGUGGAAUACUCACCAGAAUUGCCGCGGGGAAAGGAUGUUUCGAAGGCGGAUAAUCCGCGGGAGCGUGUCGACAAGGAAUCCACUAGCGCUCGCGAAGGCCUUAAGGAGGAAGACAUAUCACGGGUGUCCUGCUCAAGGAAAACCGCCGCAGGAAAUUGCACAGCACCGGUAGUGGUCCAAGACGGGGUAUUGGAUGUGUCGGACAUUCCCCCAGAACAAACAACUUUUGGCAGCAUCCCGUGGGAACGGCCCGACAACUGGUAUGAGCCUUGUGGCGUCUUUGAUCUCUCCCAUAAUUAUGGAGUUCAAUUUACCGUCUCAGGCGGUUCCAUACCGCUGGCAGACGCCCUGAAUCGUCAAGAUAAUGCAGCUGGGGAACAGAGCGGCAUGACACUACCCCAACAUCAAAUAUUGGCGCAUCUGUUACAGGCCGGACGGGCCGUGCAGCCUCCAACGGGCGGGGAAACUGCCAGUACAAUCUUCGCCAACCUCCCGGGCCCUGCUGCCACCAAGGGUACUUCGGGGGUCUUCUGCGAUGACGAUUUAGCAAUGGCCAUUCCGGGCCCUGAGCCCAUUUUCGAGGUCGAGGACUUUUCCUAGAAGACUUGUCGAUCCUACCCCCUUGUCCUUUUUCCUUUUUUAUGUUUCUUGUUUUCUCUUCUCUUCCCCCUUUGUAUUGCUUUCUUGUCACUGGGUAUUUACUUUGUUUUAACGUUUGGAGUUAUGUUGAUGCUUUUCCACUGGUUUUGUUUGCCUCUAUAUGGCUACGCCACUCGUUUUUCCAAACUAAAAAGAAAGAAAAAACAACUCACACGCUUUGCGUCUAUAUCCUGGAUUUUAUUUCUAUUUUACGCCGAUUCUGGAGUUUGGUUCUGUUCUCAUAAAGCUUUUUGGUAAGGAGUUGGGGACAAGGCGCGGUCUCUUUUUAUUAUUCUUAUCAUCGCUAUUAACGUUAUUACUACUAUUUAUACCAGUAUUGCAAGGCGAGUACGAUUGUGUUUUGUUUUGUUUUCUCGUUUAUUGUUGUCCCUUCACUUUCUCCUCUUUCCAAUCUUCAGUUGUUGAUAUUUCCACGAUUUUCCUUGAUUCCCCAUUUUUUUUUCCCUCUAACGAGAUACAUAAAUUUCAAUUUCCCUAACGAUUUCCUUUAUCUUUGUUUAUUUCGUUUGGUGCUUUUUAUUGUUUUUUCUUUUCUUUCCUUUUCUUCUUCUGAUCUCGAUUUGUUUCAACGGGUAGCAACAAAGCGCUGAGAUGUUUGGGCAAAAGUGGGGAAAGGCGGGGCGGGGGAUUGGAGAAAGGGGGUGUUUUUCUAGAAAGUGCCGUAUGAAUAAAUCAACCAUCAAU
Tuber melanosporum (Perigord truffle) is the source of this 3674-nucleotide messenger RNA. RefSeq lists its product as uncharacterized. The record is from RefSeq and is a predicted model, not a curated record. NCBI's taxonomy places the organism in Eukaryota, Fungi, Ascomycota, Pezizomycetes, Pezizales, Tuberaceae. Bases 468 to 2930 code for a protein of 820 amino acids. The transcript is spliced from 3 exons.